UAAACAUCAUAAAUAACCAGUUGAAUAUAAAUGCCUUUAAAAUACAUCUACCUAUUUCAUUUAAACACAUACGAAACGUGUCCCUGGCAUUUAACCCAUUCCUUUUCUUCUGAAAAGAAAUGUAAUCAAUACAGCACAGCCAGUUUUACACCAGAGUUGUCCCCCAGUACUUAUCAAUCAUUUUGUUUGCUGUUUUGAAUUUCUUAUCAAUAUAAACUUUUCAUGCAAUUAUUUAUUCUAUGAUAAAAUAACCCUGUUCAGUAAAGUCUCAGCGUACAAAUUACAACGACAUAAAAAGGAAACACAAGAGAUUUGUUUAAUUAAGGCGGAUAUAUAGUAGCUUAUGUGUUAUACAUUAUAAUUUCAGAAUUUUGAUGUGAAAGAAAAUGAAUCAGGCGACGUACAGCUUACCAAAUACUACCUCUAACACAACGACGCCAUGGCCAACAACAACACGUGCUAGCACGACAGAAGGCUUCCUGAGUACCAAUGACGGCAAGGCUAUCCUGGCUCUUCUGGUCACCAUUCUAACGUUACUGAUACUGGUUCCAGUGAUCGUGUUUCUACUUAUGAGGAAGAUCUGCACAAUGCAAGAAGAAAAGACUGAUAAACGGAGUGACCAGCCUGAUAACGAUAAUAACAAAGAAACACAGACGGAUGUUUUAGGUUUGGAACUACAGGAGUUUUAUCAGCGCCGAAGGCCAACUGAUAUGUCAAAAUACAUGGGCAAAAAGUUAAUUGAGGUUGAGGAACCCCCACGAUGGCACCAGUUUAACCCAAAGGAAUGGAAUGAUCCGUGGACAUCAAAGUAUGCAGGAAAAGAAACAAACUAUAUCGGGAAAGUUUGGUGAAGCAGGAUUCACAUAUUCCACUACCUUUGAUGUUUCCUAUGUUGUGUUGUUUAUAAACACGGUUCUAAACAGACAAACAAGCAUUUGUGGAUUCAAAUACUGUUGAGAUCAGCAAAUAGAGCGGUGGUCCUUUCCACUCUACCUGUACCCUUUCUUCUAGGCCUAACUAUAUAGUUAGAAAAUUUCUAAUAAAAAUUAAGAAAAUCCCCGAGCAUCUCUGGGACAUAUUUCACAAAAUAUAAUAAGUUACAUCUUAAGUUUGCACUUUUAAAUCAUAUCUACUCAUAUGAAAUGACUUGUACCACUUUAAAACUAUAAAAGGGUGUAUUUAAUUGAAUUGUAUGACAGAUCUACUAACUUUUUCUUUGUCUCAUUUUCAAAGAAUAGGGGAAUAGUUAAAAUGAAUCUGAUUAAAAUGAUGUUCCUGACACACCUUACUCUGAAGUUCUAACUUUUUCCUAAGAAGGUUUCAAGAAACAGGCCCCUGGUUUAAGUUUCUUUAAUACGACCUAGAUGUAUCAGAAAAACUGGACUUUUACAUUAUAGCCAUUGAACCAUGUACCGCCAAGUGCUAUCAACCAUUUUUUUUUCUUUAGAUAAAACAUAUCAGUACAAAUUGCCUGUUAGAAUACGAGUUAUAUGACCCUGUGCAGUGCCCGCGCCUUUAAUAUCUGGAGCAAUGUAAUUGGUCCAGUCGCUAAGGCGACUAUAUCUCAGACUAGCUGACAAACUAUGUAGAAUGUCCUUUGUUAAAACUGGUGAGACAAUACAUCUAUUAUAUAUAUUUUUUUCACUGGCUACCUCGCCUCAAUGAUUCGUGUACCAAUGAUUCGUAAAGUAAAUGAUUUCAGUUUCGAGCUAGAUAAUGGAAACAUUUAGAUAUUAAAUUUCAUUCGUUUUGUUUUGAAUUUGCCUUCAAUAAAACGACGGCUAAACAAUGAGAGUUAAAGAACGACUUUUCUGGAGAAACGAAUAUGCAGAUUCUCUAUUGUUUGAAUUCCCUUAUU
Messenger RNA from Mercenaria mercenaria, 1858 nucleotides. RefSeq lists its product as uncharacterized. The record is from RefSeq and is a predicted model, not a curated record. The transcript is spliced from 4 exons. NCBI's taxonomy places the organism in Eukaryota, Metazoa, Mollusca, Bivalvia, Venerida, Veneridae. Bases 387 to 851 code for a protein of 154 amino acids.